Messenger RNA from Phialemonium atrogriseum, 1779 nucleotides. RefSeq names its product trichothecene efflux pump. Gene Ontology annotation, cellular component: plasma membrane. Gene Ontology annotation, biological process: transmembrane transport. Bases 1 to 1779 code for a protein of 592 amino acids. Gene Ontology annotation, molecular function: transmembrane transporter activity. The transcript has 3 exons. Lineage: Eukaryota; Fungi; Ascomycota; Sordariomycetes; Cephalothecales; Cephalothecaceae. The record is from RefSeq and is a predicted model, not a curated record.
AUGUCUUUCAGUAACGACAGUAGCAUGGCCACGCCCAAGAUGGCGGAGGAGGCCGAGAAGCAGGUCGAAUAUGCCAACGACGAGGUGACGGUGACUGCGGCCGCCGAAGAAGAGGAACAUUUCAAGAUGACCCCGGCGAAAUUGCUCGCCAUGGCCUCUUUCCAGCUAGGCUACAUGUCUGACGUCUUCGUGGUCUCCAUGGUGGCCUCCACCCUCACAGCGAUCAACGAUGACAUCGGCCCUGACAGCAGCUACACGUGGAUGGUCACUGCCCUAGUCCUCGGAGGGGCCGUCUUCUCCCCCGCCAUCGGCCGCGUCAGCGACAUCUUCGGGCGCCGGAACUUCCUCCUCAUCGGCAAUGUCAUCGCCGCCGUCGGCUGCGCUGUUGCCGCCACCGCCCACAGCGUCAAGACCGUCAUCGGCGCCAGCUGCCUUAUUGGCAUCGCCAGCUCCAUGCACCAGCUUGCUUGGUCUUGUCUCGGCGAAUUGGUCCCCAAGAGGAGCCGAGGCUUUGCCCUCGGUAUCUUCCAGCUCUCGCUGUUGCCUGCCGCCGGGUUUUCUCCUAUCAUCGGCAACGCAAUGGUAAAGCAUGCUUCCUGGCGGUACGUAUACUGGCUGCCAUUUGCUAUGGAUUGCCUGUGUUUGGUUCUGGUGUUCUUCUUCUAUCACCCCAUCAACCAAUACAUCAAAGAAGAGAACAAGACGCGACUCCAGCAAGCCAUGUCCCUCGACUGGGUCGGCUUCUUCCUGUUGCUAUCUGGACUGGUCCUGUUCCUCCUUGGCAUCUCCUUCGGCGGGAAUGUAUUUCCCUGGAAGUCGGUCAAGACCCUCGCCCCGAUCCUGGUAGGAUUCGCCCUGCUGGUCGCCCUCGGCCUUUGGGAGGCAUACAUGGAUCUCGAGUACCCGCUCUUCCCUCGCAAGGUACUCCGCAACGUCCGGGGAGUCACUAUGGUCGCCGUCGGGGUGUUCCUGCUCGGCAUGCUCUACUACUCGACCUCGGUGCUGUGGCCCCAGCAAGUCACCUCCCUGUACACGCAGGAUCCCCUCAAGAUUGGUUGGUACGCGUCAACAGUCGGCCUGACCGGUUCCGUCUUUGGCCCGGUCGCAGGUUAUCUCUUCCGGAAAUUUCGCCAUGCACGUCUGAUGUUGACUUUCUACGUCUUGGCCCUAACCGUCGUUUCGGGCGCGCAGAGCAUUGUCAGUCCGACGUCCAACGUGGGCUCUACCGUCCUCACCGUGCUGGUCGGUGGGUUCGUAUCGGCGGCCACCAUCGUGUCCACAGCCAUGAUCCAACUCGGCGUUCCUCACGAAUACAUCGGCAUCGCAACGGGCCUCGCCAUCACCAUGCGGUCUAUUGGCGGUUCCGUCGGCACCACCAUCUACUCGUCGGUGCUGACUUCCAAGCUCAAGCACUACCUCUUCCAGUACGCGGCCACGCCGCUCGCUAAGGCCGGCGUCGACCCACAGACCAUCCCCGCCCUCCUCGCUGCCCUCCUCGGGGGCAGCGUCACGGACUCCGUGGUCACCUCGCAGUCGCCAGAAGUCCUCGGGAUCGCGGCUAAUGGGAUCAAACAGGCAUAUGCGCAUUCGUUCCGAAUCGUUUACCUCAUCACCAUCGCGUUUGGGGUUCUCGGAACCAUCUGCGUGGCGUUCAGUUCGGAUGUGGACCAUCUCAUGACGGGGGGGAUAGACAUCAAGCUGGACGAGGGGGCGAAAUUGAGAGCAAAUGACGACACCGGUGGUGGUCAUAUCCACCGCCAGGGAGAGGAGGACGAGUGA